AUGAAACCCCUCAUUCCCCCCCUCACGGCCCUGCUGCUAUCCAGCACUCCCCUCACCCUCGCCAAGCACAUCAUGAUCCCCAACACCUCCUUCGCCUCCCAAUCCGACUUCGACACCGACUGGAACUACCUCUACCCCUGGGGCAGCGACCACAACGGCGCGGCCCGCAUGGCCCAAUCCCAGGCCACCCUCUCCACCGACGGCGUGCUCACCCUCACCGCGUCCCGCGCCGACAACGAACCGCCCGCCAGCCACGGCGGACAACAGAUCGAGAUCCGCUACUUAUCCGGCGCGGUGCACGCCAAGGAGCACUUCAAUGUUGCUGCCGGCGGCGGGUAUGACUUCUCCGGGGAGUUCCGCGCGCCGGUGGCCAGAGGGACGUGGCCGGCGUUUUGGUUGACGGCUGUGGAGGGGUGGCCGCCGGAGGUGGAUAUGGCAGAGUGGAAGGGGAGUGGGAAGAUUUCGUUUAAUACGUUCAAUACGUCGUCGGAGGUGCGCGCGGUGGAUGUGGAGUAUCCGAGUCCGGACGCGUGGCAUAGUAUAUUGUGUGAGGUGCGGGAUGAGAAUGGGGUGGAUGUGAGUGUGAAGUUUUCGAUGGAUGGGCAGGUGGUGGAUACGCAGUUUGGGAAGGGGUUCGUGGGGAAGCCGAUGUAUCUGAUCAUCAACCUUCAGAUGGAAGGUUCCUCUGGGUCGCCAGGACCAGACUCUGACACCUUAUAUCAGGCCCGGAAUGUUGAGGUUUGGAGUUAUAACCCUGAGUAG
Molecule: messenger RNA, 762 nt
Organism: Dichotomopilus funicola
Lineage: Eukaryota; Fungi; Ascomycota; Sordariomycetes; Sordariales; Chaetomiaceae
Product: concanavalin A-like lectin/glucanase domain-containing protein
Exons: 3
Coding region: 1-762 (253 amino acids)
Biological process (GO): carbohydrate metabolic process
Molecular function (GO): hydrolase activity, hydrolyzing O-glycosyl compounds
Source: RefSeq, a predicted model, not a curated record